Molecule: messenger RNA, 405 nt
Organism: Aethina tumida (small hive beetle)
Lineage: Eukaryota; Metazoa; Arthropoda; Insecta; Coleoptera; Nitidulidae
Product: ATP synthase subunit e, mitochondrial
Exons: 2
Coding region: 114-350 (78 amino acids)
Biological process (GO): proton motive force-driven ATP synthesis
Molecular function (GO): proton transmembrane transporter activity
Source: RefSeq, a predicted model, not a curated record
AUAGCAGAUUCCUGAAAUUUAGAUAUUCAUUUUGUGUUGGCGAUACUGACGUUGCGAUCUUCGACAGUCUCUCCAUUUUCACAGAAAUUUAAUAAAUUCCAGUAUAUAACACAAUGGCAGAUCUACCGGCUCCAGUUCGCGUUUCUCCUUUAAUCAAGUUUGGCAGAUGGAGUUUCCUGACUGUCGGAGUUUUGUAUGGAGCUUUCCAUCAAAACAGGUUGUCUAAGAAGGAGGCUGCCUUCAGAGAAGUAGAAAGCAAGCGUAAAGCAGAACGUGAUGCCAAAUUGGCGGCUGAAAAGAAAGCUGCUGCUGAUAAAGAGAUCAAAGAACUUGAAGCUCUUGCUAAGUAGAUCCAUUAUGUAAUUCUGUAUAGGUAUAUCCAAAUAUAAGUUUACUUUACGUUUA